AUGUCCACACAAGGGAAUAGAGGACGGAUGGGAAGUGGGAGUGUCAAUAGGGGCAUGGCAGUUCCCUUAGCACCUGUCGUUACAGCAUCCGCUGUCGGGGAGGAAGUUGCACGCGAGAUUGUGAGAGCGGUGCAAGAUGCUCUAGCUCGCAAUGAGGGGGACAACGGGCGUACCCUCAAGCUUACUAAGGAGUUUCUUCACUCCACUCCACUAGGAUUUUUGGGGGAGGUAAAACCACUGGAAGUAGAGAGUUGGUUGGAACAGAUUACCAAGACUCUUUAUAUGUUCAGAGUCGAGGACGAGGGGUUGAGGAUUUCUUUGGCGACCUUCCAAUUGAAAGGAGAUGCAAAUUAUUGGUGGAAGUAUGCUAAGAACACUAUAGAUGCCAUGUGGGUUGCUUUUACCAAGGUCUUUUUAGCCAAGUAUUUCCCUCAUUCUACUCGAGAAAGGUUGAGGGAGCAGUUUGUUGAGUUGCGCCAGGAUGCUAUUCCUUUGGCCCAGUUUGAGAUGAGGUUCACUAGUUUGUCGAUGUUUGCUCCAAAGUUGAUGGCAACAGAAGAGCGCCGCUGUUAUGAGUUUGAGCAGAGGUUGAGGACGAAGAUCUUGUUCAAGGUUACCGGGAACAUGAUCCGAGAGUAUGAUUGCCUUGUGGAGGCGGCUGCACAUGUGGAGAUUAUUGUGGAGGCCAAGGAAGAGAGACUUCAGAAUUCGAGGUCUAAGGGCCAAGGGUCGCAGGGGGACUUUAGGCCCAACAAGAAGAGUAAGAGCACCUUUUCAUCCCAGUCUCAGUCAUAG
This is a messenger RNA of Camellia sinensis, 795 nucleotides long. The record is from RefSeq and is a predicted model, not a curated record. Lineage: Eukaryota; Viridiplantae; Streptophyta; Magnoliopsida; Ericales; Theaceae.